This is a messenger RNA of Colletotrichum acutatum, 676 nucleotides long. RefSeq lists its product as uncharacterized. The record is from RefSeq and is a predicted model, not a curated record. NCBI's taxonomy places the organism in Eukaryota, Fungi, Ascomycota, Sordariomycetes, Glomerellales, Glomerellaceae. The coding region runs from base 184 to 522 and encodes 112 amino acids. The transcript has a single exon.
GCUCUCCAUCAUCAAGGGGGCCUCCACGUUUCGAGUCGUCGAUCAUGGGCUGAGUAUUCGUAUACGAUAUGAUCAAAAUCUGAAAAGUGCUCAAAGGGGGGAAAAAAGAAAGGAUCAUCUGGCGGCAUAUGACUUGACUUAAAUACGAUGACUGGCGAUGGGAAAAUGGUUUGCCACGUUUGAAUGCCAGUCUUUCUACUUUUCCGCCUGGUAUUGUUCACUUACAGCCACUAUCAACACUUUAUUGCGAUCAGGGCCUGGGCAGUAGAAGCUUAUUUUGCUGGUGUCUCUCGGCGGACAAUAGAGGCUUGCACUAGCGAGCGGAGAGGCACGGCGGGACAAGCAGCCAAGUGCCAAGUGCUGCAGGGCACAAUGGAACCUCGAGACGCCGAGAAGUACGACCUGGACAGGACCAAUCGCCAAUUUCCAGCCCUGGAAGAUUUAAGGAUGUCUCACUACAAGGGGCAGAAGCAAGCUUGCUUAGGUUGCAACAUGCGGAGAAGAGUUCUAGUACGACGUUAGCUGCUCUCAACGCAACGGUAAGGGCUUGGCGGCGUCGGUAUCCGCAGUACGGAGUACGGAGCACAUUUUCUCAGUCCAUCAGCCGGAACAGAGAACUGGCGUCCGAAUUGGGGCGAAUGGUCUGCUUCGGGAUGCGAGGGACGCGAGGGGCGCG